GACGUCAUUUUUUGAAGACAACGACUAAUCACAAAUUUUUAUAGUAGAUUCUGUAUUAUCAAAUUCAAUGUAGAAUUUCAAUCCUGUAGGCCUCCCGUUUUGCUCCGUUUACGUCCUGCAUAUCUGCGGCUAGGUGACCCCCAUGUUUCCGGAGUGCUACGACUGCAGUUUCCGUCGAUGUGGUUGGCCACCAGGCGAUGGUAACAUGUGUACAAUUGUUACAAGAUACCAUGGCCUGCUGCUUCCAGUUCUGUGUGUGAGGGUCUGAUCGAAGGAGCACGGAAUUUCGUUACAGCGGCUGGCGUCUUGUAAUCGUACAGUUUGACCCUGAUGCAAGUUACGAAGGGUUUGUCAUGUGUGAAAAUGUCGUACCGCCGAUAACAGUGUAUGUGAAUUGUGUAAUCCCAUAUACGCCUAUGUUUAAACUUAUGCGAUGAAGUGUUGAUUUGAAAUAAAUGAAUGUGACACUGUUUCAGAUACAAAGUUUACAAAACACCGAAUGGGACGGAAGGUGAUAAUGAAUGACUAGUGCAUAGGAAUUCGGAUGUCGGAGGUUGAUGCAUGUUUCGAUAUAUAGGCCUACUAUCCCAGCGUUCCCCUUGAGAGAAUGGUGAAAAUCACAUUUACCUGACUGGAUAUUUUAGGAAUAAUAGUGUGGAGCAUUACCUCUAAGCUAGCCUGCUGGGUUAUGUUCGAGAAAAUAUGACUCAUUGGGAUAUCAGUUUUACCGCAUAAAGCAGUUAGGCGUGUAAAGCUGCCUCGGCUUCGGAAAGCUUCUUAUCUUCAGAAUACAUUUUUACAACGUGUUGUAUGUAGUGCCUUGGAAGGAAUAUGUGAUUGGAAGUGAGAAAUGGUCCAAUAAAUACAGCCUAAGAAGAUUUUUCCGACUCCAAGUGACCGAGUGUAAAAGAGAAUGUGUUUAAAUGUAUAACAUGCAUUUCAGGAUCUGCUGAAUGCAAGUAUCGGUUUAUGAAAUAGACGAAACAUUUCUGAAACAUUGCCACUUCUGCAAUAACUGGAUUUAAAUUCAGUGUUAUAAAAUGUUUAUGUCCAAUUAGGCAUGUCCUCGAUAAUGCCAGGGUUAUAAUUGCAGUCUGCAUGAAUUCAAAGUAUGCCAUAAAAUCCUGGUAAAGUAUACAGCGAAAAUCUGCGGUGUGUAAUGCUCAUGAAGAUAUCGGUGAUUACUUGGGGAUGAGAACUCCAGUAGCUGCCACCAGGCGGCAGCAGCAAUCUCGCCGUAUUAUGACGGCCAUCACGAAAUGCUGGAGCAUUGUUUGGGCGGAACUGUUGGACGCGUUAAGACGUCGAAGGGGUCGAGGAGACUGCACGAGUGAGGAUGACGAGGACCUUGGGCUGCCCCACAGCCCGUGUAACUCACCGACAACUGCAGAUGUGCUGCUGGAACAGGGACUUAAGGAAAAUCCCACAAAGUCGCGUAGUACAUGCAGUGAUGGAUCUUUACUAAGUAUGGGAAGUUCUGAAAUGGAUGAGGAUUCUUUGGGUCAACACUCAGGCCAUUCUUCAAAACAGUCCUUGCAUGACAAGAAAACAUUUCAUGACAGCGAUCUGGAAUUUGAUUUAGGAGUUUCAGCAAUUCCAUUAAGUCACAGUGCAGCAAGGCAUAAGAUGGCUGUAAGACCAAAACGAACCCACGGUGCACCGCGCAGGCGACGGAUCCAGCAACUGGCAGGUGGCAGCCCAUUACCAUCAACACCAGAACUGAAUGAAGAAGCCUCAGGACGCAGCGCAAGUCCAGACGUCAGAACCUCGUUCCAAGACUUUACUGGCACUGAUGAGCUUAGCACUACCAUUGCUGCCAGUAACACAGAUCAAGACACUGCUUGGCCUUCCGCACACUCUGUCGUUAAUCCGCUGCCUGCCGAGACUCAACUGAAAUCUGCAUCUCUUCCCCCUGGAUUAGCGUUAACUCCCGAGGUGCCAAAUGCUGAAAGGCCCAUUACAUCUAUAGUUUCAAAAGUGAAACGUUCCAACUCCAACAUAGCCCACCGGCCAGGUACCAAUGUGCAGCAGUUUCAGCGUUCCGUCUCGGAACAUGAAAAUGGUUACUCGGCAAGAGUGAGCAGUAUGGCAGAGUGUCAGUAUCAUACUAAGUUUAUGGCAGAAACUGAUGUCAUGUCAAAGACUCUGGUGAAGAGUGGAGUAAAUUCUGAGAUGCAGAAAAGAAUUUGCGGAGUGGUUGGAGAGGAGGAGGCGGAGGAGGAGGAGACAAGGGAAGACGAUAUUAAUGAUGAUAUGUUGAACAAGGAGAGGGAGAGAGAUGGUAAGAAGAAGGAUGAUUCUUCAUUCUUCAGCAGAUUUAUCAGAAGGAGUGGCAAAAAGAAGAAAGAUAGCCCACAGGAUGUUGAUUCCAUAUCCAACAGCAGCGUGUAUUCUAGCAAACAAGUUUCUGAGGUACCCCCUGUUGUACCCAAGCGCAUUGAUAUGAAAGGACGAUAUGCAAAUGAAACUGUAAAUGAUUAUGCCGUAAAUAUACCACCAUCACAAAUGAAGCUACCCACUGGGAAAGUGGGAGGAACUCGAAGUACACCGGCUUCAAGACAGAGAGUGAUGCCCAUCAACAUUCCAGCUAGUCCAGAAGGCCAGCGUAAGGUAGAAACUAACAGGGAGUUGGAGGAAAUGACUGUUGGCCUGCCUCUGUCUUCUAGUUUAUCUCCUGUAGGAACAGAACUAGAAACAACUAGCAAAAAUGCUCAGGAAUCUAUAUCGGUAAACCGCGUGCAAGUGUCGUACUCUUCUUCUCCACCAAAACCCACUUGGCCAGAGCCAUCUAAGGCUUUCUACAGUAGCAAGCCACCGAACUCACCUUUCAAUGCCGUUAACAAAAUCAAUUCUUGCUCAGAAAUCCCCCCUCCAUGGAGAGAUUCUUUAGAGCCAAGAUUGGCCGAUAAAACAUGGGUCCAUGACCAAGAACACAGCGUAACAGAAUUGCGACACUUCAGGUCCAAAUUAAAGAUUGCUGGAUUGUCGUCUUAUCAACAGCGAUUGAUUGCCAAUGAGUUUGGUUAUGAUGAGCGUGAAUAUACUUCGAUGAUAGACACUGUGAGCAGCGAGGAUUCAGAAGAGAGUAAAAAGCAUGCAGUGAAGAAGUCGAAGAGCUUCAGAAUGGAGCCAGAUGUGUCUGUGUUGUCACAUAAUUUACCUGCUUCAAGUACUGAGACUGAAACUGACAGUUUGAACAAAUCUCCAGUAGACUGUUAUGUCAAGGGAGAGAUACUAUGGAAAUAUGAGGUUGAACAAACAAAGGCUAUCAAUAGUCAUAAGAGAAUAGACAAUAGAAUAAACAAUGAUGCUUCAUUGCAGUCAUUGAAUGCAAGUUCUACAGCUGAAGACCUCAGUGUGUUUAAUGGAAGCAAAGAAGAAGCUGAUAAAACUGACCUUUCAUCAGAAUAUACUGGAAGACAUUUUACUAAAUAUACAUUGAUUACCACAAGGGGCAUAGCAAAUGAGACAUCAGGUAUUACAGAAAGCAGUCCUGUGGCCGGAAUACGUCGCUCCAGGCAACUGGAUCACAUAAUGAAGAAAUCGGCAUCUUUGGACAGCAUUGGUAGUUUAAAUGAGUCAAAGAAGUCACAUUCACCAGAACCCCAAUUGUAUAAUAAAAAGUCAACUUCUAGUGAGAGUAUUUGUAGUCUUACACAACACGUUUUAAUCCCCGUUAGUUCUGAUGGUCUUGGCAUUAUUGAGGACUCAAAGACAGCUGAAGAGAGAAGGCCACUGCCCAAUACUGAAAGCAGCACUGUACCAGCAAGCCAGCUGAUAGACAGUUAUAGAGUAAGUCCAUCGGAUGUGCCAAAGCCAAUUAUGUUCUCAGUGUCUUCCAAACCCUCACUGCCAGAAUCAUCCAAGGCUGUAGUAGACACCUCUUCAAAAUCCUCAGAACCUUCUUCCCGAUUAUCUGCAGGAAUUCCUAACCAUUCUGUUGAAAAGGCUUUUAAUAAAAUGCCCAUUGAAAGAGAACAGUCGCAAAUCUUGGCACCACAUCGUGCUCAGGUUUCAAGGUCUCGAGCUGUAGCGCCUUCUUCAUCAACUGAACAAGUUCCAGAGUUUCUUAAGGUUCAGCUGAACCGAGUUGAUAGCAAACCUGUAAGUAAUGUGGUCCUGUCUACGUCUGUGGUUUUUGAUAAUGUGGAACGAAGUUACAGUCCGCUAAAGUUCGCUGAUGAGAGACAAACAAGACUGAAGAGGAAAGAGAGUCUGGUAAAGUUGACCGAGAAUACAAACACUGAAGGGGCAGAGGCUGCACUGAAUGAAGUCCUGAUCACAGAUACACCAGCCAUUCAAACACAGAUUUCUUGUUAUAGUGAUAAAAAAUCAAGUAGGGAAGAUCUAAUUACAGGAGGGAGCGCAGUGUAUGAUAGUAACAUGGCCACACAAUCGCCUGCACAGAAAGUAGUGGAAUCUUGUUCUUCAGGGGCAGCGGUACAAGAAACUUGCCAGAAAACUGUGAUUGCAGACAGUGAUUCUUCAAGUAGAGUUCUGGAUAAUGAUUCAACCUCACCAAAACAGAGGAGCAGGUCAUUGUCUUCCACCAAUUCAAUGAAUAUGACCGGCCAGAAGUAUUCAGUUGUUUCCGUAUCCUCCAGUGUAUCAUCUUCGUCACCAGUGGCAACUUCAAAACCAGUUCUAAAGAAACAAGCAACAAGUCUUGAUUCAGCAGAAAAGCACAGAGGCUUCAUGAAAAAGCAAAAGAGUGAAGAUUUUGAAGAUGUCUUUGUUUUUGAAAAAUCAGUGGCACCAAAUGUGAAAGAGGUGUCCAGCAGUACCUCCCACUUGGAAACAGUCUCUUCACAAAAGAAACCUGUGACUAAGGAAUAUGGAUCUCGAAAGGAAGAGGAAAGCGUAGCAACAGAAAGGAUACUGGAAAGUGGCUCUGUUGAAGUAGUGCUUCGUAACAAGAAAAUAAUAUCUAUACAAGACUUUGGGCUUAAAAAAGAAGAAGACACAAAUCUGGUAGAAAGAUGUGUGUCAGGUGUGGAUGCAGUAAACAACCAGGAAGGUAAAAAGUUUGGAUUGUGGAGAGAUGAGGAGCGACAGGCAGAGAAGCAAACGUCUGGAGGAGAUAUUGUUGGUUCACACGAAAACAAUUUGGGUACAUCUGAAGUGGUUCUGCGCAAGAAAUCUUUGCCUCGAAGUGAUACUGGAAGGGGAGCAGGUGGCAAGGAUGAAGAACCAGAGCUAUUGAAGGUUUUUGCACGUCGUUCUUUGAAACUGAAGGAUAGUGAAAUUGAAGCUUUGGGACAGCAAGUUGCUACUAAGACCCGUACUGAAUAUGCAACAGAGCAACAAGGAACAAAGUCGAGGGAUAGUGACAAAGAGAAUGAAGGUGGUGAUUCACCACGCGAAGAGAGGAAGAAGCAAGUGAUUAAGGAACCACUUGCUGAAUCGAAAAUUCAUAUUGAAUCCAGUGAGACAGCGCCUUUGUUGAAAGCUUCUUCCGCCGGUAUAAGUCUUUCUAACACCUCUUGGAAUGGAAAUAUUGUGACUGGAACAAACAAAUACCAACGGUCUCUCAGCAGUGGAGUCACAAUGAGUAAUGAACACACGACGCAAAACAAUGAUUCUGGUCUCACAUAUCGCAAGGAGAAUCCUGGGACCAGCCCUGACAAGCGACAGAGGAACAGAACAGUUCCAGAAAUCCCAAAGACAGAACUGAACUUGGAAAAGAUGCCGCGAGCAUGGGCAAAGGACAUAGAUAUAACUAAUUCUGAGACAAAGAGAUCAAACAUGGACAAAAUAAAUUCACAAGUUGAAAGCAAGACUGUUUCUGGCAACAGUGAUGAGAGUGGUAUGCCAAGAUUUAAAAGGAUUCAGCAGAGGAAGGAGGAGUGGGAACUACGAGCCCAGCAGGCACUGAAGAAAACACUACCAUAAAUAAUGUAGGUUCUCAGUCUUCAAGAAGGAAACGAAAUCUGUUACUUCAGUGUUGGAGGUAGUAGCAUCAUACCGUGAGGACCAAUGACUCAUGGAAAUUAUCAUCACAUAAGUUUACAUCAUUUCUGUGUCACAUUCUACCAAAACCUGAGUUGUUUUUUUAUAAGUGAAGUAAUUGCAAGGAGCAGAUUCAGAUGCAGUCUCAUGACUGAAGAAGCAUUUAAAUCAAACAUUUAACUGCCAACACGUGUGACAGUUGUUCCGCAUUUCUCUUGAAUCAACUUUGGAUUGUGUAAUUCUCCAAAUAUUUUCAUAUCUGAAGAGUAAACCAGUACUUAGCAACUGAUAGUGUUGGGAGGGAACAUUGACCACAGCCAGGUCUUUCUGGACAGUUUUUUAUGAAUUAAAUGGCAUAAUGUGAUUUGUUUAUCACAGAAGAUUUGUAACAGGAAAUACAAGAAAAGUGUUACUUGAUUAUGUAACAUUUGCUGCUGGUGGUUAAAUUGCUUUUCUGAAUGGUAAUUUUAAUCUUUCAUAAAUGCAGCAUUACAACUAAAAUGAAGGAAUUUGUUUAAGAAUGUUUUGUGUUUAAAUGUAUACAUUUUGUCUACAUUAGUUGACUGUUAUAUUUUCCUUAUCAUUGUGAUUUUUUUUUACAUUUUUUGAAUAUGUGUGUUACAGUAUGCUAUUUGUGUUACAAAUUGAUUGUAAUAUUUUGACUAAUGACAAGAAUGUUAUUUAUGUUGUUGCAAACAAGUACAUAGUAAAUAUAUUUUUAUCAUAAUAGCCGAUUGUCGCAUACUAAAUCCUGUGAUUACAAAUAAGGCGUAAAGUUUUAAAAUUGUAUUUGGAGCUAGCUGUGAAUGUGUGUUUAAGAGCAAUGAAGAGCAAGAGUGAAGUAUAUGCAUAACCCUUUGAUGAUUAUAAUUGUUACCAUUGCCAUGAUGAUGGCAUGGAGUGUGAAAGUGCUCUUGUUUUUUCCGAUUUAACUUUGUUACGAACUGUAUGCUUCUGACAUCUACUGGGAUUGAUUGCACUAAAUACUCAGUUUGUAAUUAUUUCUCUUCAUCUUCUGACCAAAAGAUUUUGUUUGAGGAGAAAGAUAUGACUGUGUCAAUGCUUUAAGACCAAUUAAACAUAAUCCUCAAAGGGUUAAAGAAUAUAGAGUUCACUGUUUUUAAAUUAAAUUCUAUCAUAUUUAUAAAAAUAUUCAUUACACAUGAGAAAGUUUAUUGCAUAAUCUGUGUGUUUGUAACAUGUACUUUAAGUAUUUUCAAUUUGGUUUAUAUUUAACAAUACAUAAGAACAAAUUCAUGUGUGUCCUUAUAUAUAAAAAAGUAUCCUGAUGGAUGAGGCUUAACUAACAUUAAAUUUUAAAAUUUUUAUUGUAUGCCUUCUGUAUUAAACACCAUUGAAGUUAUUUAGAGAGUAAAUUAUUCAGUCUGAUGGAUAGACAGGUAGACAGAUGGAUAUGAUACUUCCAUAACUCAUUCUUUUACUACAGUUAUUGAUGACUGAAACUCAAAGCCAAAGGGCAUCGGUUUCUUCCUCAAUCUGUAGUUGACUUAACAGGACUUUAUUAUGUUAACUUCUUGACAUGAAAAAAUAAAAAUUGUUCCUCAUUAUCUUGCAAGAAAUUUUAGUGCUAACUAUGGAAACUGUAGGGAACUUGCCCUUCAUCUAUAUCAUAGGAGGACUAAGAAUCUUGAGUUAGGUAAUGUAUCUUGUAAAUAUAUCCAGUUUUGAUGAAAUGCUGGUAUUACAAACACUGAGGAAUUCGUAGUGGUUCUCUCUCACAUUUAACCAGAAAAAUACUCAAGUAGUACCUACAAGUAGGUGAUGCACAUUUACUUCCAUAUCUGUCUCUUUUAACCAUUUAUGAUUGUCUUCCCAUUUAAUGUAACAUCUCCAUUUGAAACAGUAUCAUUAAAUAGCAUAUGAUGACAUUAAAUGUGUUUAGUGGGACUACUGUAUUGCGUUGUUUGUUUUCAUUUCAGAACGCUUGAGAAUACAAAUGUGAGAUGAAAGUCAUCCAUGGAUGGUUUUGGUUACUUUUGGGGUGGAAAAUGCUUAUUGAAAAUUGUGAAUGCUACAUUAUCUAAUUCUUGGCCUAAACAUUAGAAAAUACUUCUUCAUACAUUCUUCCCCUCUGCACUUGAAAAAAUUAUAUUUCCUUUUUGUAGCCUGAUUACCUCCAUCAAGGACUUGACUAACUGCAUGAUGACUAGAUAGAUGGUAUCACAUGUUGGCUCUAGUUUCAGUUAUUUAUCUUAAAAAGAAGUUAUGUAAAAUAGUGCAAUAAAAUACUGUUUAAAUAAAGUUUUAGGCAAAAGUUA
This is a messenger RNA of Zootermopsis nevadensis, 8228 nucleotides long. Lineage: Eukaryota; Metazoa; Arthropoda; Insecta; Blattodea; Termopsidae. The record is from RefSeq and is a predicted model, not a curated record.